ACUUUGAGCAAUGUCAGAUGCCACUGGACUUGUUCUGAAACUCUUAUCCUAGAGGAUGGCCAAGGGGCUCCUGGUGACCUAUGUCCUUUGGGUUAUAGGGGGCCCAGCUGGGCUCCACCACCUGUACUUGGGAAGGGACAGUCAUGCCCUGCUCUGGAUGCUUACCCUGGGGGGGGGUGGACUGGGCUGGCUAUGGGAGUUCUGGAAGCUUCCAAGCUUUGUAGCUCAAGCCAACAGAGCCCAGGAGUGGAAGCAGAGCCCAAGAGAGGGCAUACCUCCUCUGAGUCCCAUUCGUUUUACUGCUCAGAUGAUCGUGGGCAUCUACUUUGGCCUCAUGGCUCUGAUUAGCCUUUCUUCCAUGGCCAACUUCUAUAUUGUGGGCCUCCCACUGGCAGUUGGCUUAGGGGUCUUGCUGGUGGCUGCUGUUGGCAAUCAGACCUCAGACUUUAAGAAUACUCUUGGAGUGGCAUUCCUUACUUCCCCUAUCUUCUAUGGCCGACCCAUAGCCAUCCUGCCCAUCAGCUUGGCUGCCAGUAUCACAGCCCAGAAGCAUCGCCGCUAUAAAGCUUCAGUGGAGUCAGAGACGCUCAGUGUGCGGCUCUACAGGCUGGGCUUAGCUUACCUGGCGUUCACAGGCCCACUGGCAUACAGUGCCCUGUGCAACACAGCUGCCACCCUCAGUUAUGUGGCAGAAACUCUUGGCUCCUUCUUGAGUUGGUUUAGCUUUUUCCCCCUUCUUGGCCACCUCAUGGAGUCUGUCCUCCUUCUGCCUUAUCGGAUUUGGUGUCUAUUGGUCGGAGAUCCUGGCUUCAACAGCAGCUAUUUCCAGGAGUGGGAGAAGCUCUAUGAGUUUGUUCACAGUUUUCAGGAUGAGAAGCGUCAGCUGGCGUACCAAGUUUUGGGCCUCUCAGAAGGGGCAACAAAUGAAGAAAUACAUCGGAGUUACCGAGAGCUAGUGAAGGUCUGGCACCCUGACCACAACCAGCACCAGACAGAGGAGGCCCAGAGGCACUUCCUGGAGAUACAGGCUGCAUAUGAAGUCCUGAGUCAGCACAGGAAGCCCAGGGCUUCCAGAAGGUGA
Molecule: messenger RNA, 1081 nt
Organism: Castor canadensis (American beaver)
Lineage: Eukaryota; Metazoa; Chordata; Mammalia; Rodentia; Castoridae
Source: RefSeq, a predicted model, not a curated record